Tympanuchus pallidicinctus (lesser prairie-chicken) is the source of this 1533-nucleotide messenger RNA. RefSeq names its product RWD domain containing 2B (gene RWDD2B). The transcript has 5 exons. Lineage: Eukaryota; Metazoa; Chordata; Aves; Galliformes; Phasianidae. The record is from RefSeq and is a predicted model, not a curated record. Gene Ontology annotation, molecular function: protein binding. Bases 132 to 1010 code for a protein of 292 amino acids.
GUAGCCGGAAAUCCCGGCGCGCCGCCGACCCUCACCUGCUCUGAUCGCAGCACGGACGGCAUGGCGACGCAUGGCUCAGCCCCAGGCAGCCGGCAGCUUCACCUCAACCCUUAGCAACGGAAGCUGCAGAAAUGACUAACCGAGAAGAAGCCGAGAUACAAAUAUCAGAAUUAGAUUUACUCUCUAGCAUGUUUCCGUAUGAGGAAGAGUUCACUGUGACCGACCAGCUGGCAGUGGCAGAACUAAAGCACUUCGUUGACAAUGAGUCUGCAGAGAUGCCAUCUUCUAAAAUUCAGUUCAUACUGAAUGUGAAGCCAGAGGACUCUAAUGCCUCUAUGGUAAAAUUUUCUAUGGUCUGUGCUUUACCAUUUAAAUAUCCAUCUGUUCUACCAGAAAUUACCGUGAGAUCACCGUUAUUGAGCCGCUCUCAACAAGCCCAGCUGAACUCAGAUCUAAAAACAUAUUUGAUGCAGAACUGCAGUGGUGAGCCUUGCAUGUUGAGUGCCAGAGAAUGGGUUAAAGACCAGGCAGCUGCUUACAUUGACAGAGAACUUUCACCUUCCUCAGUGACGACAUCUAAUGCUGUUCAGUCAGAGGACGUCGUUUUCACUAGAUUGUGGAUCUAUAGUCACCAUAUUUACAACAAGCAAAAAAGGAAAAAUAUUAUAGAAUGGUCCAAGGAACUCUCUCUGUCAGGAUUUUGCAUGCCUGGGAAACCAGGUGUUGUUUGUGUAGAAGGUCUGCAAAGUAGCUGUGAAGAGUUCUGGUCAAGAAUAAGAAGACUAACAUGGAAAAGAAUACUAAUUCGGCACAGAGAAGAUAUUUCUUUGGAAGGUGGAUGUCUUGCUGAGAUUCAGAAACAAAGAAAGUUCUCCGCUUUGGAAGAAAAAUGUUUCGAUGCGCAUGGUGCUAGAGGAAAUCAUAUGGAUUUGGGGCAGCUAUAUCAAUUUUUAGAAGAAAAAGGAUGUGCUGACAUUUUUCAAAUGUACUUUGGGGUUGAAGGGCAUUAAAUCAUCACAGGUCCAAAUGCCUGCAUUUCUAAGUUAAUCCUCGUAACAGAUUCCUUAGAUUUUCUGCAACAGUUGAUCAGAGAGGAAAUUUGUAAUUCUUUCUUAAUGUGAUUUCCAGUUUUCUAAGAAAACAAGUAUUCAAUGACAGCUGAAUAAUGAAAAUGACUUAAUGAAUGGACACCUGGAUGCUUUCCUGUGCGUCCUGCUCUAGGUAACUGCUUUAGCAGGGGGCUGGACUCAAUGAUCUGCAGACAUCCCUUCCAUCCCCAGUGAUUCUGUGAAGGUGUUAUUACAGCUGCUGAUUUUAAGGUCCUUUGCAUACACACCGAAUUACAAAAACUGUUUGGUAACCUAAUGGGUAGAAUUACAGAAUGUGGGAUUGUAGUGAGUGAAUAUGUGAAUAGGAAGAAGAGGAAAAAAAAGUGUGUGCAUUGGAGAAGAAAUAGAAUGUUUACAUGAUUUAUUACUGUUUAUGUAUGCUCAGACUUCUCUAACAAUGUUUUCUAUUGAUUUCUAUAUGAAA